CCUUUGAUCUCCUGCUCCCAAACCACUUUCCUCUCGACCAAAGUAACAACGAGCUGCUGCCAGCCAGUGUGUCUGGUGUGGCGUUGUGGUUGGCUUCCUUAGCCAAAGCCCCAAAGCACAAAAGCCUCUAGAACAAGCUAGGACAGGGACAGUGCCGGUUGAUUUUGCCAAUCGUCCUCCUCGUCGUCGUCGACGCAGAUAGAUGCGUAAUGGGAGCAGCAGCAGCUGUUGCUCUUCUUCUCCGGUGGCGAUGGGGUUGCAACAAGUGUUUAGCUCGCAGGCUACUGCUCAUGGCUGGUUGUACGGACAGCUUACUUUGCUUCGUCCGGUGGCCAUGCAAGAGCGGGUGAUGCCGAUGCCGCCGCUGCUCCAUGGACUCUUCUCUCUGAAUUUUCUGCUCCUCGUCGUCUACCUCCUGCUCUUCCUCCUCGCCAAACUCUUCAAUCGCCUCUGCCGAGCAAGUGUGAGCAGGGAUCAUGGCCGUGACAACUGUGCAGAGAAAUCUUCCCGGACAGAGGAGGCCGACAUCGCCGGGGGAGCAGAACCGCAUAGGGCGGACUCGCUAUUCUGGUUCGACGAGGCCCUGCUUGUCGACGAAGGAAAGGAUCACCUGUCGUACAGUAGCGCAGCUGCGCAUUGCUUGGAGGAGGUGGCCGAGAACUGCACCUUUCCCGCUACCGCAUCCACCGCCCUUACCUCGUUCUCACCGCGGCGGGAUCGCCGGUGCGACGACGUUGCUGCUACUACUGCUGUCGACAAUGGCCGUGCACAACGAAGGGCCAAGGACAUUUCGAUGACCGUCACCUUUGCCGUUGCCGACGACGUCCCCACGUCGGCGCCAGGCGGGUGUCGGCAGGAUAUUCCGGUCGCCGCGUCACCGGAGAAUGUUUCCGUCCAAGUUUCAGAGAAGCCAAAAAUCAGUGGAGGGGAAGACGACCGCGACAGCCAUGAAGAAGAGGAGGCGGAUGAAAACAAGGCCAGCUUACCAGACGUGAAGCGUUUCGUCAACAGCAAUGCGCUGGCCGACACGAAGAAUCUUCUGCUGCCCGAGGGCGGCGCGGCCGUGGGUGCACGGCUACUACGGCCGCGACGCGAGGAGGAGGCCGACGGGGACAGCAGCUGCCGGUUCGGUGCGUCUACGCUAACGAGCGAGUCGACGUCCAAGAGCUCGGUGGAGUGGCAGAGCUCCGCGGUGGCCAAGGACGCCUACUCGGACCUCUUCUCGUCGUCGUCGCGCCGGAGCUCGGCGCGGUGGGAGUCUUACACGCUGUUCCGCAAGUACGACGAGGACAUGGUCUACUUCCACCGCGUCGGCGCUCAGAAGCUCACCGAGACAGAGUCGUUUAGGUCGAUCAAGUACCAGCCGCGGUCGAUGUCGCAGCGGAUCACGCACAAGCUGACCAUGGCGCCGACGCCGCCGCCGAUCGGGCUACGCGACCCGUACCCGGAGCUGGAGCGGGUGUACGUGGCCCAGAUUUGCCUCACCUGGGAGGCUCUCAACUGGAACUACACCAGCUUCCGGCGCCACAACGGCGGCGGCGGUGGCGGGACGAUGACGAUGCUGGAGGACCGGUGCUGCCCGGCGCGCGUGGCGCAGGAGUUCCAGCAGUUCCAGGUUCUGCUCUAUCGCUUCAUCGAGAACGAGCCCUUCGAGCACGGCCGCCGGCCCGAGAUAUACGCCAGGAUGAAAAACUCCUCUCCGAAAUUACUCCUAGUCCCAGAGUUCAGAGAAGAGGAAGACGAAAAGGAUGAUCUGAUAUCGGCGGUGCAGUUCCUGCACAUACUGGAGGAGUCGAUCAGGACGUUCAUGGCGUUCCUGCGAGCCGAUAAGAGGAGCCACUACCAGAUGUUUAGGGAGAUGGUCCGGCGGCGGGCGAGCGCCGCCGAUCAGACCAUAGUCAUCGCCCUCAAGAAAGCCAACAAGGCCAAGAAGAGCAGGCUGAAGGACGUGACGAGGCCGCGGCGGUGCCUGAAGCGGAGCAAGGCGAGGGACGACGAGGUGGUGCCGGUGCUGCUGGGGCUGAUCGACCUCAAGGUGGUGGCCAGGGUGCUGCGCAUGCCGGAGAUCACCGACCAGCAGCUGCACUGGUGCGAGGAGAAGAUGAACAGGGUCAGGGUCGACGUGCGCCAGGGGAAGCUCCAGAGAGAUCCUUCGCCUCUCUUCUUCCCUGCACACUGACAUUGCACCACCAUGGAUCGAUCUCAAUGCACACUCUUUUGACUGCAAACUACUUUUCCUUCUUUAUUUCCUUACCCUUAUCUUUUUUACUUUUCCCUGAUGUAGUGACACAAGAUAAAGUUGGGUUUGCGUAGACAUGAUCGAGAAUAUGCAACGCACUCAGCGUCUAGGUAGUAGUACUGUGUACAAAAAGUCAGAUUCAGAGAAGACGAUGUUGUAAAGGCGUAAUGUAUAUCUAUCGACAGAAAAAUAAGAUCAGUCAUUCGAUA
This is a messenger RNA of Lolium rigidum, 2448 nucleotides long. RefSeq lists its product as uncharacterized. The transcript has 6 exons. The coding region runs from base 203 to 2179 and encodes 658 amino acids. The record is from RefSeq and is a predicted model, not a curated record. Lineage: Eukaryota; Viridiplantae; Streptophyta; Magnoliopsida; Poales; Poaceae.